Ceratina calcarata is the source of this 845-nucleotide messenger RNA. RefSeq lists its product as uncharacterized. The record is from RefSeq and is a predicted model, not a curated record. The transcript has 3 exons. Bases 1 to 600 code for a protein of 199 amino acids. NCBI's taxonomy places the organism in Eukaryota, Metazoa, Arthropoda, Insecta, Hymenoptera, Apidae.
AUGAACCCAAUUCAUGUAGACAAGAAAUGGUUCGUUUCGACGAACUUCAAAACCAUACGAAAAUUCACUCAGAAACAUUGCAUUUUAUUCAGAAUAGUUUGGAACGGAGUCGAGACUUCAACGUUGGAAGCAGAUGAGGAGGAUGAAGAUUCUAGAUCGACGUCUGCCGAUGAAUCUCCAGCUAUUAUUAGCAGCAUCGAUGAUCCUCGUGUUUUAAAUAUUCUACGUAGCUUGAAGCUCAACUGUCCGUGUAAAUCGUGUACGGAACAAGAUCCCCUUUCCAGCAGUCGACAAGAAGACGAUAGCGAUUUAAAAAGCUCAUCCCCAGAAGAGAAUAGAAAAAAAAAGUGGUCAUUGAAGCAUCGGAAGUACGUUGAUUCGAGUUCGGAGAACGUGGACGUAUCGUCUGAUUGCAACAGCGAGAACAUGAAAAGAAGGAAAAGUCGACGGAAAAGUAUUUUAACUCAUCGUAUUAAAACUAAUUCAAUGAUAAACGCGUCUCCGAAAAUUUCAAAUCGUCGACGAUCCAACUUCUCCUUUUUUAAUACUCUUUUUGACAUCGUUUUCUGGCCUUAUUUGUUUCUAAAAACGAAUCGGUGAUAGUUCGCAUUCUUUUUUCCUUUGAAAAAGAUCAUCAAAAAGAAAAAAAUCAUCUUUUGAGGAAACGAAUAUGUUUAUUUAGCGAUUCCUCUAAAUAAUUUUCUAGGAGAAACCAAGAAACUGUUUUAUAAAUGCACCAUUCUUUUAUCGACAAAUUAUAUAAUUUUAUCAAUUGAUAAUACAUUUCAUUCUUCGUACAGUUUACAGAAUAUUUCGAGAAGUAUUUAAUAGAACGCUACUGUAUA